Messenger RNA from Thalassophryne amazonica, 700 nucleotides. It is a transcript of the gene prl2, whose product is annotated as prolactin 2. Lineage: Eukaryota; Metazoa; Chordata; Actinopteri; Batrachoidiformes; Batrachoididae. The transcript is spliced from 5 exons. Gene Ontology annotation, biological process: positive regulation of receptor signaling pathway via JAK-STAT; response to nutrient levels. Gene Ontology annotation, cellular component: extracellular region. Gene Ontology annotation, molecular function: hormone activity. The record is from RefSeq and is a predicted model, not a curated record. Bases 1 to 693 code for a protein of 230 amino acids.
AUGUCAGCUUCGCUGUCAUCCUCUUUUGUUCCACCUCCUUCACUGAGUCCAGUGUGCGUGUCUUUGGUGUGCCUGUUGCUCGGUGGUGCGGGCGCUGCACCCGCCUGCACGGACGAGCGGGCCGGCUGUCACUUCCUGUCCCUGGCCGACCUGUUCGACAGGGUCAUCCAGCACUCGGCCCGGAUGCACGGUAUUUCAAGUGACCUGCACUCUGAGUUGGAGCAGUACUUCCUUUCUAGUAAGAAUCAAAUCGGCCGGGUCAGUCGUAACUGCCACACCUCCGCCAUCCUCACCCCCAAUGGCAAAGAGAACGCCCAGAGGAUGACGAGGGAGGAGCUGGCCGAGGUGGUCCUCAAGCUGCUGCUGGCCUGGAGGGAUCCCGUCUGGCACUUCCAGCACAGAGUGUCCCAGGACCGAGACUUCCACAGCUUCAGCUCCACCAAAGCUCGGGAACUGAGUGACAUGGUCCGUGAACUCCACAAGGGUGUCCAGAAGGUGGCUGAGAAGAUGCAGAUGUUGGGGAUCAUCAGUAACUCCAUCAGCACUUUAACAUCUCCUGAAGCUCGCUUGGCAUCUGAGUGGCGCCUCAUGAAGAAUUAUGAGCUCCUCUACUGCUUCCGCCGAGACUCCAACAAAGUCCAGAACUACCUGAAGAUCCUAAAGUGUGGACUUGUUCCAGAACACGGGUGCUGAAAGAUAA